Messenger RNA from Capsicum annuum, 339 nucleotides. RefSeq lists its product as uncharacterized. The record is from RefSeq and is a predicted model, not a curated record. NCBI's taxonomy places the organism in Eukaryota, Viridiplantae, Streptophyta, Magnoliopsida, Solanales, Solanaceae. Bases 1 to 339 code for a protein of 112 amino acids. The transcript has a single exon.
AUGCGAGAGGUGGUUAAGAAGGAAAUUAUUAAUUGGCUAGAUGCAGGAGUAGUUUAUCCUAUUUCUGAUAGCAAAUGGGCGAGCCCAGUUCAAUGUGUGCCCAAGAAAGGCAGCAUAACUGUUGUUGCAAAUGAAAAGAAUGAGUUGAUUCCUCUCAGUCCUAUGACUGGUUGGAGAGUUUGCAUGUACUACCGCAAAUUAAAAUCAUGGACUUUAAAGGACUACUUCCCAGUGUCAUUCAUGGAUCAAAUGCUUGAUCGGUUGGUGGGAAGGAGGUGUUAUUGCUUCUUGGAUGGAUAUUCUAGCUACAAUCAAAUCUGUAUUGCUCCUGAAAAUUAG